AUGCCUGAAGAUGGUGACCAUUUUGGAAAUAACGUAUGCGAAAAAUGCGAAAAGCCGAACAUGGAAUUCACCGAUGAUCAGAAUAACUCUAUUGACAAUUCCACAGAUGAAGCACUGGAAAUUGAGAUAGAGACUCCAACCAAACCUCAAGUUUCCAAUGAGUCUGGCUCGAAAGCAAAGGAGAAUGUUUCAUCUGUAACUCAGAAGGUGGCAGAUGUUAAUUUGGGAUUCGAUGUGACACGUAGAAGAAAAGCUCAAGGGAUCCUUAAUAAUUGGAAGAUUCUGUUUACCGAUGAUUGGUCUGCUUCGGUGAAGAAAGUAUAUAAGCCCCAUCAAAUACACAACAGGAUUAGAAUUGUGCGAGUUAAGCAACAGCUUGACGCGAUUAAAAAUUCUGCGGAUCAGGUUGAUACAUUUCAGAAACAGUUCGUUGAUGAUAGUCGAAAACGUACUCCAGAUAAUGACGAUCUAACGGAUGAAGAAACCUUGAUGAAAAAGGUGAGAUUUGGGGCUGAAGCGAAAGACGAUUCGGGUAACGACGAACUACAAACAUCACCACUAGUUAAUAAUGAAACAUUAACUUCACCACAGUCUUCUUCUCCUGAGCUCAACGACCAAAAUGAAAAUUCAAGUAACAAAUUUAUUAAAACAUUUACAGACGGAACCCCUCUGACUGUUGCCGAAUUUGAUAUGAAUAAAUUCCGUAAAGAACUCAAUGGGAAUCUCUAUAAACUCCUCAAUGAUAAUCUUAAUGAGAACAUUCGCGGUGAAUUUCAAAAUGUUAAGAGGGAUAUAAAAAAGAUUAGACGUCAGAUGGAAAAGAUUGAUAAUACAGUGAAGUCUUGA
Ambispora gerdemannii is the source of this 846-nucleotide messenger RNA. Lineage: Eukaryota; Fungi; Glomeromycota; Glomeromycetes; Archaeosporales; Ambisporaceae. The record is from the annotation of a GenBank genome assembly.